AUGAUAGGCACUUUGAGCAGAUCUAGCAGGUACUUCUCACCUUCCUCCUCCUUCCUUAACCCUGCUUACUCCCCAGUCUGCACCUGUUUCCUCCUGCUCCUCUGUAAAGUUCUUCCUCUUGCUGUCCUCGCUUCUGCGUCUACUGUACCCCCCACCCCCAGUGUCCCACCUCACACAGCUCCACUCUUGGCCCAGACAUCUCCUUGUCCUGUCCAGCCAGGUAGUUGCGCAGAGGCAGCAGCUGCCAGCCACACUCCCCUCAAAAUCAGGUUAAAAUUUUAUGCAGAGGACAGUGAAAACAUUGUGCCUAUGUCUUUGCAGACAAAACCAGGGAGGGGGCUUAUUCCUCAGAGGGGGGGCGGGUCUCAUCAAGAAUUGCACAGCCGUGGCAGAAAUUGCCACACAAAGCCAAAACCCACUUUGAACUCUGAUCCCUUUCGGAAGAGCGAGUUUUGGGCCCUUGCAUACUCUUCCCCCCAUCCCACCCCCAGUUCACCUCCUUAG
Molecule: messenger RNA, 504 nt
Organism: Podarcis lilfordi (Lilford's wall lizard)
Lineage: Eukaryota; Metazoa; Chordata; Lepidosauria; Squamata; Lacertidae
Source: the annotation of a GenBank genome assembly